AGGGAACCGACCACCAUCCCACCAAAUCGAGGUAAAAUCGCAUAACCUUUUCGACAGUAAGGUGAGAUCAUUAUCCCACCCCGUUCAAGAUAUUUAUCUCAAAGUCUGCUCGCAUCACACAGCCCUUCCGAUCCCAAUAUGUAUCCCGGGAGGACCUACGUACGAGGCUUUUUGUCCGGUCCUCCGCCCUUGAUCUCCCACUCUUGACCAAUCCAGCCACUUCACACAAGACACGAAUCUUGCAUGCAUCGAAGAUCGGCUAAUGAUUGGAGUAAACGGCUUGUUCCGUUCAGCAUAAAAAGUCAUGUUUUCUCACUCGCAUCUCAAGCAAAUUUUUUGGGCUCUGGUCCCGAUUGAAGUAUCGUUUAUGCGCUGGCUGGAGCUAUGGCUUAGCAGCCCCUGUGCUUUGGGGUUCGCAAUUACGGGCUUUCAAUGCGUUGCUUGAUUGGCAGAUUGCUCUGCCAAUCCUAUCCCCUGCUGGCAUGAAAUUCCCAUGCAACGGUGUUAGUGAUGUGUUAUGCAAUGCGGCAGGAUGCAUGCAAACAAUGGAGUUCUGCGAGCACCGUUACCAACAUGUAAGGCCUACAGCUGAUAAAGGAGGCUGGGGAUGUCGGACGCAGAGUUGCGAUCAUACCAUCGACGGGGCUUCAACUCGCGCGAGACCCGCCCAACAUUAUAUAAUGGUAUGAUACCCUAUACUCGAGCAAGCGGACCCCCCCGUGUGCAUGAGGACGGUGCAACCAGAAAGGAUCAAAAACGACCGGAGGGCCCUAGAGAUUAGAGGUCUGGGGACUAGGUUCCUGAAUGGCUAGGACGCUGCAGACCGAACCAUAACCCUGGGUUCUUAAUGGCUUCUCUUGUUCCGUUGAUAUCUCACACUUCAGGGCUUUGGGACGAGGGGUACCGGCAGUCAUGGGUCACGGUCACUGCGGAAUCCGUUCCACCUUGUACCGUCGUCGUUACUACUAAAUUUUGCGGAUAACAGGACAAGAGCCUUCAAGAGAUCGAUUGUUUAUACCAUCUAUCAAGGUUACCUCCACUCCAGUGUUAAAUCCAUAAAGUAUCACAAGUGUGCAGAUAACGGACCCGCUGUUAACGUGCAACACAACGCUCUGUCUGUGGAAAGCAUGGGUCCUGCUAUCCCACGAAGCGAUCAGUCCCAUACUGCUGCUGGAAAACCAUGAUGCUAGCACGGAUCCGCGAGAGCCGGGUUCGAUAGGGGUCACCCAAACACCUGCCCCCGUAUACCGGUGCGUGUUCUCAGAAAUGAUUACGCAUACCAAUUUCCCUCCAUCCGAGCUCUCUCCUCCAUCAACCUACCUGCCCUUCUUUGCAUCUCGUCCUCCAUCCCCCCCAUUUUCACAGGUAUAAACGCGGAGACCAGGGAAGCAAGAACAGUGGCCGAAAUCAGAAUGAAUUCUUCUACAGGGGGCGAAAAGGGCUCGGCGCAUCUCUCCUAUUCUCUCAUUCCUUCCACCUCCAUCGCACCUCCUACCCAACCUGCCUAUAUGCCCCACCCACCUCGCACAAGCCAAUCAAUUGAAUCUAACCAGUCCAUAUUCAUCUGCCCCUAUACUCUGGGCACAGUUCCUGCGACCCAAGUCGAUUCCGUCUCAGACGGGUUGACCCCAAACCCGAAGCUUCUAGCACCACUUCGUUUCUUCGGGGUUGAGCAUCCCAUGCUACCUCCACCCGGGACUCGCCCGUCGAGCAAAAAUCCGAUAGUCAACCCGGUUCCAGUUACCCUAGGGCUAUUUCCAGACAACUAUUGCUGCAGGAAGAAGAACCCGCCCGUGCUUUUGGUUCACGCUGCCAGGAACCCGUUCCGCCCUGGUCAGGAGGACGUUCUGGGCCUUCUUACGGCUGACACAAGUACGAUAGACCUCACUUCCCCCUUUCCCUUUCAGAAACAGUGCUCCACUGUCUAUUGAUCCCGGCUUCUGACACCGCCCGCAGCUCAAGAAUGUCCCUCUUAUUGCCCUGGGGUGAUCCACUUUUGGCACAAAACCAGUGUCUCCUACCACCUUAGCAUCCUGAGACAACUCGAAGCCCAAGGCAUCCUCGCAAGAACCGGAUACACCCUUGCCGAACCAUGUGCUCAAGAGGUUAGAGUUCUUCUUCCAGAUUUUGCCUGCUCAAGGGUUUGUUGGGGCUGUGGGAUCUGGGAGCAAUUACGAUCUCCGGAUGUAAACGGUACCAGACAUUAUGGUAGGCUCAAGAGAUGCCAGGGGUGUGGACAGAGCUACUUUUGCAAUAUUGAUUGCCAGAGGAGUAUGUUUUGGGAAGAUAUUAACUAUAUUUUUCGCGGGCCAUGGCUAAUACGCAGAUACCGGUAUAGAAAGUUGGCAUAAGCACUCACUUUAUUGUAUCGCUAUGAAGGGGUAUUACAACUGGGAUCCUGAUAGGGGUAAGCGGGGAGCUGCCCCCAAUAUCCCAUAGGCACAUUUCGUAUCCCUGGGUGACACGCUCUUUGUAAGAACCUGAGGAAUGAGCGGGCAUUUUUUUUUUAAGAAGUUCAUACCUUCUCACUCGGCAAGAUACCCGAGCAGUUGCUUAGUUUUUGUUACCUUCUCAUUCCCUCUCGGGCAUGUACAUGUUACUUACUGUCUUGUUCAUCUUCUUCGUGAUAGAAAGGCGUCGGCUUUUGGCACAUGUUUUUUCUAACACAAAGCUGCGAUAAUGAUAGAGUUAUUUCUUGUCGUUAAGGCUAGGCUAUGGUAGGUUGAUGAUUUAAUGAAAUGUGACCUCUCCAAAUUCUGACGGAACUCCAAAAAUGCCAACAAACAAACGUGUCGCUGU
Messenger RNA from Tuber aestivum (summer truffle), 2799 nucleotides. The record is from the annotation of a GenBank genome assembly. Lineage: Eukaryota; Fungi; Ascomycota; Pezizomycetes; Pezizales; Tuberaceae.